Panthera uncia (snow leopard) is the source of this 9464-nucleotide messenger RNA. RefSeq names its product SERTA domain containing 2 (gene SERTAD2). The coding region runs from base 4157 to 5122 and encodes 321 amino acids. The record is from RefSeq and is a predicted model, not a curated record. Gene Ontology annotation, cellular component: nucleus. NCBI's taxonomy places the organism in Eukaryota, Metazoa, Chordata, Mammalia, Carnivora, Felidae. Gene Ontology annotation, molecular function: transcription regulator activity. The transcript has 3 exons.
GGGCGGUGAGGGGCAGCUUUGGAGGAAGUUGAGGAGUGCAUGUUGAAUUUGAGACAUCUAAGUGGAGACUUUGAAUGGGCAGUUGGGUAUUCCAGUCUGGAGCUCAGAGGAGAAGUAUACACACUGGACAUUUAUGUUUGCAAGUUGCCAGCAUUUAUAUGGUAUUUAAAGCCAUGAAACUAGAUGAGAUCUCCAGGAAGGUGUAUAGUGAAGAAUUCCAAACACUGAACCCCAGGAACCCUGUAGAGGUCAGGGAGAGGGAGAAGAACCAGCUGAGAGAGGCUGAGAUGAUGUGGCCAGUGACAGAGCAGGACCAAGAGGGUGGGAUCCUGGAGGCCAAGUGGACAAGGCGUUUCCUGGAGGAGGAGGGAGUGAUCGGCCGAUCAGCUGUGCAAGUCAAGUAAGAAAAGGACUGAGGAUGACCAUUAGUUUAGUAACAUGGAGGGAACCGGUAACCUCCUCACUAGAGAGAGGAAGAAUUUUAGUUGUGAAACUGAUGUAUGACUCAUUACAAGGACAAAUUUAAGUUUUAGGAGCUUUGUUUUAAAAAGCUACUCUUCAGUUUCUCAAAAGGUUAUAGAAUUACCAUAUGAUCCAGUAAUUCCAUUUCUAGGGCAUACCCAAAAGACUUGAAAGCAGGAACUCGCAUCCUAGUAUGCCAAUGUUCAGAGCAGCAUUACUCACAGUAGCCAAAGGUAGAAGCUACUGAAAUGCCUGCUGACAGAUGACUGGUUAAGCAAGAUGUGGUAUAUACAUAGAACAGAAUAUUAUUUAGCCUUAAAAAGAAAUGAAAUUCUAAUACAUGCAACAACAUAUAUAUAGGUGAACCUGGAAAACAUACUAAGUGAAAUAAGGCAGGUACAAACGAGCAAAUAUUGCAUGACUCCCACUUACAUAAGGCACCUAAAAUGUCAAACUCAUAAAGACAGAAUGUAGAAUAGAGGUUAUCAGAGGCUGGGGGCAGGAAGGAAUGGAGUGUUAUUGUUUAGUAAGUACAGACUUUCUGUUUGAGAUUAUUUUAAAAAUUUCUGGAAACAGAUAAGAGGUGAUGGUUGUACAACAAUAUGAAUGUUGUACAUUGUACAACAAUAUGAAUGUACAAUAUUAAUGCCAAUGAACUUUACACCCAAAAAGUUUGGAAUGGUAAAUGCAUAAUAAAAAGAAAGUAUAGGAUGCAGACAGAAUACUGUCUAAAGAGAAAUUGGUUAUAUAUAUAUGUAUGCUUCGAACAUAUAUAUUUGAAUAAAAUCAAUGAAUGAGCAAAAAAAAAAAAAAAAAAAAAACAACCCACCAUUUUUUCACUUAUUUCUAACCUAAGAGCUAAGCUUGCUUGAGGCAUCAUCUGAGAUUGGCUUUCCUUGUAGAUCCUUUAGUACAUGUUUGUUACACUUUUUUCUUUCUUUCUCUUUUUCUUUUCUUUCUCUCUCUCUCUCCCCCCUUUCCCUUCUUCUUCUUCUUUUUUUGUUACACUCUUUUUUUUUUUUUAAUGUUUAUUUCUGAGAGACAGAGACAGAGAGACAUUGCAUAAGCUGGGGGGAGAGAGAGGGAGACACAGAAUCCGAAGCAGGCUCCAGGCUGAGCUGUCAGCACAGAGGGGCUCGAACUCAAGAAAAGCGAGAUCAUGACCUGAGCUGAAGUCGGAAGCCCAACCAACUGAGCCACCCAGGUGCCCCUGUUACACUCCUUUUUAAUGGCACAAGCCUUAGCCAUUGAAGUUGAAGAAAAUAGUAUUCUUUUAUAAAGGUCAUUAUCAUCAGGAGGGCAGGAGAAGAGUCAAUUGUUUGAGAUUGAUCCAACUAAUUACUAUUUUUGGAAAAAGGUUCAUCUGUAAAAUAUUUACAUUUUAUAUCUAUUAAAUAAAUGUAUUCCAUAUGUAUUAAAUAUAUAUUCAUUCAGGAAAACGUUUCUCAUACAAUGACCCUUGAAAAUAAUGUUCCUUGAGUUCACAUGUUAAGUAUUUUCCUGCUAAACCAGCAUUUUUGAUAAUUUAGCAGAGCCGAUACGGAGCAAACCUUGAGUACUGGAAGGUUUUGUGGCACAGCAUAUUUAAUAACCGUGACAACUCAAGAAUUUUAAGCAGACUCGCCUCCUUGUCUGGGAUCUGUCGGCACCAGUGUGUCUCUACUGGCAAGCCCCUAAAUGUACUGUUUCAGCCAAAACUGUGCUAAUGAUGGUCUACCAAAUUUUAACAGGAUAUUUUUAAGACUUGAUAGUCUCAUGAUUUAAAAAAAAAAACAAACAAAAAAACGAAAAAACAAAAACAACUUUUCCGUCAUUCCUUUCAAAAGCUGCCGAUCUAAAAUAUGUGGCAAAUUAAAAAAACAAAAGGUCUAAAAUUGCUUUACAGUCUGGAUGAAACAAAGACUGGUGUGCUGGUGUGGCUGCAGGGAGCUCUGCGCUGCUUUUGUAUGAUUUCAGAGGUGAAUUUAGAUGGCUGGAAGAUAGAUGGGUGCCAGAUGCAGUUUGACAUAGAUUCAGGCAGCUGCUCCUGGGCUAGGUUUCAUUAGCUGGUAAGUGCGCCAGCAGAAGCAGCAGAGCGAGGCCCCAAAUGCCAAAAUGACAGUGAGAACAGUGGAACAAUACAAUAUUCACUAAGUGAUUUUAAUCUUGGAGAUUAACUAUCACCCAAUCAGUUUCCAGGUCUUAAAAGCCAACUCGUACGAAGCCAUUAGAGGGCCCAAGUCUUUGUCCAUUGGGGGGAAAGAUGUUUUAGUUAAAAAAAAAAAAAAAAAAAAAUAGUUGAAAAACAAAAAGUGUUGUAAACUCAUUUUGGUAAUAUCCGAUUAAAAAUCAUGUCAACCCCCUCCACACACACGCUGCGGUAAAAGAAAUACAUCCACUGUUGCAACCAGGCAGUAAGUGGACCCAAUGUUGGUUUAUCUGUCUUUUUCAAAUCAAAGUCUUGGGUGAGCUUCCCAGGCCUCUUCCAGCUUUAAGGGCUCCCUCCCCCACCACUACCACACCCAUUCUUCAAAGAAAGACCAAGGUCUCAAAAUCCAGAGAGUGUACCUAUUUGCUUUUCAGACCUUAUGAUCUGCAUAGCUAGUGGUGAUUAUGUACGCAGCCACAUAAUUGUGAAUUAAAAAAAAACAAUUCCUAUAAAGAAUUUUUGCUCUAACUGCUUGUGGGGUCAUAAGUAAUUAUGAAACUGACUCCAGAAGUCCCCAUACUUGAUUUUAACUCACAUGUUUUCUCAGAUGUGAAAGGGAACCUUUAUUUAGUAUAUUAUUUAAACUUACUAAACUUAUCUUUGCUUUUCUGAAAAGAGUGUUAUGAUCUAAUCUAUCAGUGAUGCAACCAUUUCAUGUGGAGUAAUUUUUUAAGUUAAAAUUAACACAAAAUAAAUAAUUUGAUUGGACAUGUACAUAUUUGAAAACUGUAAAUUUAACCAGUCUCUGCUUUUUUUAUUGAGUCGUAGGAAGCUAAUGCAUCACUUAUAAUAACUCUGAGGCAUUACACGGUAUUUCUUUUUUUUUCCUCCAAAUGAGUGUGUGCUUGGCUCUCUUAAUAACAAUGGGAGUUAUAUAUGUGCUCAAAUAAGAAUAGCGUCCAUUGUGUUUUGGUAUUUUUAGUGUUUUGCUUAGUAAUAAUGUUGUGACACCACUUUUUGGGGGGGAUGUCUACAGAAUGGUUAAAGACCUAGAAAUAAGCUCGGAUUGAGUUAGAAACUCUGUAUAUUCAGGAGCACAUUCUAAUGUUAACUAAUGGCUAUAUGAUAUCCUACCAAGUUUGAAUAUAUUCUGGACUUAAGUAUGUUGCAUACAUGUUCUUUAAAGUUGAAUUUCCUUGAGUUAAAGCUACCCAUCUGUGAACUGAUAUUUGAAUUAAAGGGAAUAAUACCCUAGGUGACGUGGUUUUAGUUCCUGUAAGUCUUUGGGAGUUAUUUCCUAGUGACCAAAGCUCUGCCUCUCUCUUGCUUCCUUCCCUCCUUUUUCUCUCCCUUCUUCUACUGGUCUAGCACUGACGACUUCACCAUGUGGACCUCAGUAUUGAGACCUUUUUGUUUGUUUCACUGUACAUACUGCUCACAAGGCCUGCUCUUGCAAACCUCUUUGAUAACGGAUAUGUUCCUGAUAGUUAAAUGCGGAUGACUGGCCUAAUUUCUUAAAUGUGAAAGCGAGAAGGAGAAACUCUAAACUCUAAAUCCUGAGGAUAUAUGUUGGGUAAAGGAGAAAAACGGAAGUUUGACGAGCAUGAAGAUGGGCUGGAAGGCAAAAUCCUGUCUCCCUCCGAUGGGCCAUCCAAGGUGUCUUACACCUUACAGCGCCAGACUAUCUUCAACAUUUCCCUUAUGAAACUCUAUAACCACAGGCCUCUCACAGAGCCCAGCUUGCAAAAGACCGUUCUGAUCAACAACAUGUUGCGGCGGAUCCAGGAGGAGCUCAAACAGGAAGGCAGCCUGAGGCCGGUGUUCGCCUCCGCCGCCGCCGCCGCCGCCGCCGCCACCGCCACCGCCUCUCCCCCGCCCGACUCGCUGAGCGACAGCUACCGGGAGGCGGCGCUGCCCGCCCUCAGCGCCCCCGCGCCCCCGCCCGCGCACGCCUGCGACCUCGGGAGCUCUACGCCGCUGGACGCCUGCCUCACGCCCGCCUCGCUGCUCGAGGACGACGCCGACGACACGUUUUGCACUUCCCCGGCCGCGCCGCCCGCGGCUGCCGCCAGACUGUCGGCCCCAGCGCCCCCGCCGGAGAAGGACAGCUUCUCCUCCGCCCUGGACGAGAUCGAGGAGCUCUGUCCCACGUCUACCUCCCCCGGGGCCGCAGCCGCAGCCGCAGCGCCCGACAGCUCCCGAGGGGGCUCCGGCGCGCCGGGCGGCCCGAAAGCCGAAGACCCGAAGCUGAUGGACUCUCUGCCCGGGAACUUUGAAAUCACGACGUCCACGGGGUUUCUGACAGACUUGACCCUGGACGACAUCCUGUUUGCCGACAUCGACACGUCCAUGUACGACUUCGACCCCUGCACGUCUGCCUCGGGGCCGGCCUCGAAGAUGGCCCCGGUGUCGGCCGACGACCUCCUCAAGACUCUGGCCCCUUACAGCAGUCAGCCGGUCGCCCCGAGUCAGCCUUUCAAAAUGGACCUCACGGAGCUGGACCACAUCAUGGAGGUGCUGGUCGGGUCCUAAGAGCCCCGGCCCGGCGCCCGCGCCGCCCAGACCCUGCGAGUGUCCCUGCACCCCACAGCUCUCCGCACUGUGCAUGCACCCUUGCUUGCCUUUUUCAGAGGAAAAGAUCGUUUUACAAAAGGAUCACACUAGUUUUUGCUUUGAGCAGAGUUGGAGUGCCUUCAUCCACGUCUGACCACUUUUAAUAUGCUUUUUUUUUUUUUUUUUUUUGGAGUGGUCCUCGGAGACCUACUGCCCUGGAAUAGGAAAGAAUGCUUUUGAAGACAAUGUGGCUAUGCUGAAUGACAGAAAUAAACAGUUCAAGUGAAGCACAAGGAAUAAGUUGGAAAAGCUGUAAAUUGCAUGUGCAUAUUUGUCUAUUUUUUCUAUAAGUUUUAUUGCAAGAGGUAAAAAGAGAAAAUAUAUAUAUAUAUUAUUUAGAUAAUCUCAGUACCUUUUCUGGCAUUUUCGCCCUGUAUAGGUUGACUUGGCAAUUCAGCCUUUUUAGAGGCAUUAACUACUCCUCCUAAGUGUUGCAUUUACAUGGCUGUUUAGAAACUGCUGCCCAAAUUUAUUUUAUAUUUUUGUACAGAUUCUGCAGUUUAUGAUAUUGUUUUUCUAAAAACAAAUGCUGUUUAUACAUGAGAUAGCUAUUUUGAUAGGAUUUGCUCACAUAGUUCCUGCAAACUUCAGAUGUACAAGUUGCACUUGUACUUUUAUAGAGUUGUAAUGUUUUAUAUGUGUUUGGUGCAAAGAGAAAAUUGGGUCAAAUUAAUCCACAGUUGAUGUCCCCAAAUGCAAACACACACACACACACACACACACACACACACACACACACUCUCUGCUUUCAGAAAGGGCCAGGCAAUAUCACACCCAAAUUUCACAGGCACCAACCCCCUGGCAUGAACACCCGCCAGCACUGUGACUUCCAAAGCCAGAGCCGCGUCUGCUCAUCAAACUUGCAUUAAGCAGUUGGCGGGAGAUGGCCACGGAGCUGGGGGGUUGAAGUGAUGGUUCUCUUUAGCUCCCUCUCUUGAGGGGAAGCCUACCGAAUACUCACUGUAUUUAUGCCAAGUUUGUGCUUUUAAUUGUUUUUAUUUUUUUAAACAAAACCCCAACUCUUUCCCUUUUGGCGUAAUUUUUACGAUGACCGGAAAUUUUACAUGAGAACAAAAUUUUCUGAAAAUUAACCAACCUCUUUGUGGAACGAAACCCUAUUGCAGAUGCUUAGGGCUCGUAAGGAAGAAACUACCCCCAGAAGGCAUCCACCGUGUUGCUCAGUUGUCUUUUCCAGCUUCCCUUCCCUAGAGCUUUUGUUCCCUCUGUUGCUAAGUGCUGAAAAUGUCAUCUUCAUGAUCACCACAGCGAGCUCCGCUCACCUCUGCCCAGCCUGGGGAUGCUGUCUUGUAACAGCCGUGGCUCUAGAACCUGGAGUUGGUACCAUUAUGUCACAGCUUCCAAUCUGGUUGCUUCCUUGGAUCAACUGCUUUAACUACACUUUUACAAGGCUGUUUUACCCAAAUAACACAGACAGGACUUUCUAUGCAUGUUUCUCCUCCUUCCCCUUGCCUCCCUGCCACCCCCUCCCCCGCCCCCACCCGGAACACUUGAGAAGUCGCUCUUUAUUCCUAGUGGUGUACAUUUAAUUUUAAAACACUUGCAAUGUAUCAUGCUUGUUGCCGAAAUUGUUGGUGGCCUUUUCGUUUCAGUUUUUUUCUUUCUUCCAAUGGUACUUUAGCUGGUUACAACCUAUAUUGUUGAAAUGCAGAUGGCUUCUUUAGGAAUAACUUUUAUAUUUAUUUAAGAAUUUUUAAAUUAUGGGAUUUGUGUUAUUGUCGUUGUCUUUGUUGUUGGUCAUUUGUCAAUAUUCAGUCACCAGUUCUGCUCACUUCUUGCCAUGGAUAAAAAUUGAGUCCUUCUGGCCAAUUAAAAAAAGACAGCUUUAUAAAAUGGCACUUUAAACAAGCCAUAGAUAGUUUUAUUUUUAUAAUGCACAUGGCAAAGCAAACACAUUUGUGAUGAAGGAACUGCUCGUCUAAGCAAACGAUUUCUGUAUGAUAUGAUUAAACUUUUCUGUAUUCGAAUUUACUUUUCCCCCACUUGAAUGUGUUUUUAAAGGCUAAUUGUCAACUCAGUAGAGCAGUGAGAAACAGAUCAAAUUGCACUUGUUCUCCUACGAGCAACCUCUACCUGGACACCUCUUAACUGCUGCAGACGCGUCAUCUCCUUUGAUAGGACCGGGGACCAUAGAGUUAAGGUGAGGGUUGUUGUAGAUGCUUCCGGUGUCACUGUGCCUGUCCAUUUUAAGAGCUUCCUUUUCCUGUGGAGAACAAGUCAGCCCAGACGCCAUGCUUUCGAUAACGGGAGGACCCGGCGGGCUCGCCACAUGCCGCACACAUACACACACGUAUACAGACACAAUAGUGUUGAUUAUUCUGAACAAUAACAGGGGAAGGCGGUUGAUUUGCCAUUGUUAAAAACUGAUUUACAGUAACUUACAACAACUGUACUUUGGUUGGAUUAGCAAAUCGUGUGUUUAAACAAAUCCCAUAUGUUGGGCAACAGUUCAAAUAAGCACAGCAAAGUGUUGCCCAAACAUGGUUCUCUGACUCUCUCAUAUUUGUAAGGCUGGGCUUCAAAAUCAAAACAGAAAACCCCCAACAACAGCGGGCAAAUGCUUUUUAACUCUGGACACCCUUGCCACAAAGGCUUGACAUUGAAGGUCUGCUGAGGAAGACAUGGGAAAUCGGUGGCCCGUUUCUAAAAGAACAAAACCAUCGGGUGUUCAAGUUAUCUUAGUCUUAUUUUCACAAGGCGGUGUCCCAGUGGGGAAGCACGCGGGCCUGGCUGUGAUCUCCAAGUCCCUGUCUUGAGUGUGGGAUGUGCUUCCAGAUGCCACGGGGCAGCAGCGCCUUCCCCCUUUCUAAAGGACAUCGCGUGGCAUUCAGAGUCAGGCAGGCGGUUGGAGGUGCUUUUACGGGAAAGACGUGCCGGGUGGGGCUGGGAGAGGAAAAUUAUUGACAGUGAUGUGCAAUGAAGUGACAAGAUGAGAGCAGAAUAAUAAGAGCUUUGAAUUUGAAGUGAUUUUUUUUCAUAAGUUAUUUAUUCCUUUUUUUUUUCCAUGUAAAUAUAUUUAUUUUACUGUGGAGCUCUAACAACAUCUGGAUCGUAACAUGUGCAGAAUGUAUGGUAGGAAUGUAUUCUCUUGUAGGAAUGUCAAUCUGUAUUCAGAGGGGGUCCGAGCCAGACCCCUGGGUCUUCUCAUCGUGUAUGCUCAGCCCACAUUCAGUUUUCUCCUCUUCUCUCAUCUAGGUCUAUUUGAAAUAUGCAAAAGGUAUGGAUGAGGAAUGUUUCAAUACCUCCAAAUUUUUAAGAAAAUCAAGCAUCAAAGGGUUGAUAUUUUUAAAACUUUUUUUAGUAACACUUUCUCUUCCUGACAGCAGGGGCAAUCACACCGACACCCUCGUUCACACCAAAGGGUGGGAACUGGCCAGAGCCUCCACUGCACCUCGAGUGUCUUUAUCAAUUGAGCUUUUAUUGCCAUAUCCCCGUGGAAUAUCCCAACUGCCCUGAGGUCAAUCAAGGAAAAUUUCUUGAAUACAUAAGCUCCAAAGAGCCAAAGUAUCAUCUUACAGAUCAUUUUUAAAGCUUAAAUUUAUUAACCACCUUUGUGGUAAACAAUGAAUUAUGAAUACUGCAGGGCAGCCUUCUUAAAUGACAGAUGUAAAAAAAAAAAAAAAAAAAAAAGACUCUACUUUGUGCAGCGAUUGUUACCCGCUAUAUGAAUUGUCUUAGUUUCAAAACUUUGCUGUUACAUAUUGGACCUUUCUCCAUUUUCUGAGAAUAUUGAAAAGAGCAUAUUUAACUUGUUCUGGCUGCAAAUGGUUAACUUCCUGUGACUGCCAAAGGCAGCGAGGUGUGUGCGUCCUGCUUGUGUACAAUUGUUCUCAGUGCUUCUUAAGAGUGAAUCUAAAUGGUUCUUGAAAAUUAGCCAGGAUCAAAUGCUAUUGCAGACAAAGCCAAUAAAAAUUUUGGAUGUCUUUUGGGGAUACCAAGUUUGGAAGAGAAGUGCAGUCCAUACAAGCAAACAAGCUUUUGGAAAAGAUGUACAUAGUGACAUGUUUGGUGCAUGGUUUUUGAGGAAGGCUUUUGUCAAAAAGGAGGUGUAACCUUUCCCCCACAGACCUGAGAGCUGUGCCUUUUCUAUGCAAUAUUACAGACGUUACAUCGGAACCCAGAUAGCUGUAUUCACAUGUAGGUUUGGGCUGUAAUCUAAACAAUUGGACAGAUUAAAUGUACAUGGAAAUGAGCAGUCUUACUUUUGUAGUUUUAUAUUAUACAAUAAACAGUUAAAAGAUGA